UGAAAAGUAAGAAGAACCGGACGGAUGCCAUGACCAUGAGAGUUGCCUACAUCUUCAGCACAUCCAUCUCAUUCCUUCUCUUGCUUAUCUCCCUUGCGCUUGCAAAGGAUCAUGGCAUCAGCUACCUUGGACCAGGUUCCUCCAUCUCCACCAACAGCAGCAGCAACAGCACAACCACCACCAUCCUUUUAUCGCCCAGCGGUGCUUUCGCCUGUGGGUUCUAUAGGGUGGCCACCAACGCUUUCACCUUCUCCAUCUGGUUCACCGGCUCAUCAGGGAAGACCGUCGCUUGGACGGCUAACCGCGAUGUGCCCGUGAACGGUAGGGGAUCUAGGCUCUCCUUCCAAACGGACGGGGGCUUGGCCCUGCUUGACUACGAUGGCACGGCCGUCUGGAGCACCAACAUGAACGCCGCUCGUGCAAGCCGAGCAGAGCUUCUCGACAGCGGCAACCUUGUCGUCGUGGAUCAGGACGGUCGGCAACUUUGGAAGAGCUUCGACUCACCGACCGACACGCUUCUGCCAUCCCAGCCCAUGACCCGGUACGUACAGCUGGUAUCUGCAUCUGCCAGGGGUCUGCUCUACACAGGGUUCUAUACGUUGUACUUUGACAGUGACAAUCAGCUAAAACUCAUCUAUGAUGGCCCCGAGAUUAGUAGCAUAUAUUGGCCCAACCCUGCCAACAAACUGUGGGUAAAUCAGAGGAGUGCUUACAACCGUAGCCGCUAUGCUGUUCUUCAACAGACAGGCCAGUUUUUCUCGAGUGACAACUCGACAUUUGAAGCUUCUGAUCUUGGUGAAAAGGUCAUGAGGAGGUUGACUCUGGAUUACGAUGGCAACCUUAGGCUGUAUAGCCUAAACGCAACAAGCGGCGAUUGGUCAGUCUCUUGGAUGGCACUCCACCGAGUCUGCGAUAUACAUGGACUCUGUGGCCAAAACAGUCUCUGCAAAUACAUACCAAAGCUCGAGUGCUCUUGCCUCGAAGGCUUCGAGGUGGUUGAUGCAAGCAACUGGAGCAAAGGGUGCAGGCGCAAGGCAAACAUAACAGCCAGCUGGGACGACCGGAGAAGACAUGAGGCAAACAACAUGGCCACUUUUUCGUUCAGUAAGCUCGCACAAACUGACUUUUACCAGCAUGACUUGGAGUACGCAGACUCGGUGCCAUUCUUGCAGUGCAAAGAGGCAUGCUCGGACAAUGUUGAUUGCCAAGCUUUUUCGUACCGACGAGGAGAAGGCAAAUGUUAUCCAAAGGUCUCUCUUCUGAAUGGCAAGAACUUCCCAGACCCUUACAAUGACAUUUAUCUGAAAGUUCCCAAGGGAGUGAUGUCUACGUCAGAAUUGGCUUCUACAGUAACCCACGAAUGCAAAAUUCAUGAAAAAGAAGCAGACACUUCAUCGCGGAUGUUCAAGGGUGCCAUUUCCAAGUUCAAGGUUGGCUACUUCCUUUCUUCAGCAUUAACGCUGCUUUGCAUCGAAGUAGCUUUAGUCAUCGCUGGUUGUUUGGUAGUUUACAAAUGGAAGAUAGGACCAGAGGUUACAGAUGAAGGUUACAUGAUAAUAUCCAGCCAGUUCCGAAUAUUUAGUCACAGUGAGUUACUGAAAGCAACCAAUUGCUUCCAGGAAGAGCUAGGAAGUGGUGGGUCAGGAGCAGUUUACAAAGGAGUCCUUGAUGAUGAAAGGACGGUUGCAGUGAAGAAGCUAAACGAUGUGAUCCAUGGAGAGCAGGAGUUCAGGUCUGAGCUAAGUGUCAUAGGCAGAAUUUAUCAUAUGAAUCUGGUCAGAAUGUGGGGGUUUUCUGUCGAGAAGACGUGCAAGCUCUUGGUUUCUGAGUUCAUCGAGAAUGGUUCUUUAGACAGAGCUCUAUUUGAUUACCAAAGAAUAAUCCCUGUGCUCCAAUGGAACCAAAGGUAUAAUAUUGCACUUGGGGUGGCAAAAGGACUGGCCUAUCUCCACCAUGAGUGCCUUGAAUGGAUAGUGCAUUGUGAUGUCAAACCAGAGAACAUAUUGUUAGAUAAAGACUUUGAGCCCAAGAUUGCAGAUUUUGGACUGGUUAAGCUACAAAAGCGAGGAUCAAGAGCACUGAUGUUGUCAAGGGUACUUGGGACCAGAGGAUAUAUUGCACCGGAAUGGGCUCUAAACCUUCCAAUCACUGGCAAGGCCGAUGUUUACAGCUAUGGAGUAGUUCUUCUUGAGUUAGUGAAGGGGGUUCGGGUUUCUAGUUGGAUGGUCGACGCUGAGGAGGAGGUGGAAAUGGCUGUUAGAUGCUCUACUGAAAUUCUUGAAGAGAAACUAGCAGGCGAAGACCAGUCAUGGCUUCUGGAGUUUGUCGACCACAGACUGGAUGGAGAAUUCAACCAUUCGGAAGCGAUAGUAAUGCUUAAGAUAGCAAUAUCAUGUGUGCAAGAGGAGAGGAGCAGAAGACCGAGCAUGAGCCAUGUGGUCGAAACUCUGCUUUCACUUGUGGAAUAAUGUUCAGUGUAGUAUUUACUAUUGUUACAUCUAGCUGAUGUAAGAAUAAUAUUAUGUGAUGUUGCAGAAAAGGCAAGCCUUUCCUUGCCAUAUGUGGAGAC
Molecule: messenger RNA, 2569 nt
Organism: Triticum aestivum (bread wheat)
Lineage: Eukaryota; Viridiplantae; Streptophyta; Magnoliopsida; Poales; Poaceae
Product: putative receptor protein kinase ZmPK1
Exons: 1
Coding region: 30-2468 (812 amino acids)
Biological process (GO): recognition of pollen; protein phosphorylation
Molecular function (GO): ATP binding; protein serine/threonine kinase activity
Source: RefSeq, a predicted model, not a curated record